GAGAAACUGUGGCCGCUAAAAUCUCGUCCAGAUAGUGCCUAUAGUAACCUGCCAAAUAAAGUAUUGUAGAGAAUCUCAUCCGGCUGUCAAGGCCAUCUGGCCAUGCAUACCAAAUCUUUUCUCAACAGCAAACCAAUAUACGGAGUAUAGUAAGUACUAGGGUCUUAUAAGAGUCGAUACUCGCUCUUGCUGCCGCCAUGGCGAACAAGGGAGGAGAGCCGGCAGCAAGAGCAGCUGUGCGCCAUGGUGGAGGCCCCGUCGCGUUCAAGGACGCUGUCGACGUCGACGCCACGCCGGUGCGCCCUCCGACGGAGCUCGCCGCCGCCGUCUCCGCCCUGCCGGCGGGCGUCUCCUACGGCCAGCCGAUGCGCUGCUACGGGGGGACCUGGGUGUUCGAGAGCUGGGCGCAGGGCGUGGUCGCCAUGCACCGCGGCGGCCUCGUGCCCCGCGCCGGCGACGUCCUCCUCGCCAGCCUCCCCAAGUCGGGGACGACGUGGCUCAAGGCACUCGCGUUCGCCACCAUGGCGCGCCGCGCGUGCCCGCCGCCGGCGAGCCCCGACCACCCGCUCCGCCGCCUCAACCCGCACGACUGCGUGCCCCUCCUCGACAGGCUCUUCGCCGCCGGCCGCGACGCGCUUCUCGACGAGCUGCCGUCGCCGAGGCUCAUGUGCACGCACAUGCCGCUCUCGCUGCUGCCGCCGGCGGUGGCUGACGGCAACUCCAACACCAAGAUCAUCUACAUUUGCAGGGACCAGAAAGAUAGAUUGGUCUCCAUCUGGCACUUUCGGAAACGCAAUGUGCCAGAUCUGUUGCUCCAAGAAGUGUAUGAGUCUAUAUGUGAUGGCACUGGGUUUGCUGGUCCUGUCUGGGAUCACUUGCUUGGUUACUGGAGGGCAAGCAAAAUAGAUCUAGGCCGAGUGCUCUUCUUGAAAUAUGAGGAGGUGCUUCGAGACCCAGUGAACACCGUUAGAGAGCUCGCACAAUUUGUCGGGCAGCCAUUCUCUGACACAGAGGAAGAAGCUGGCAUUGUUGCGGAGAUCGUCAAGCUAUGUAGCCUAGAGAGUCUAAGGAGCCAGAAAGCCAACAAAGAAGGCAUACAAGGUGUGUACAUCAAGUUCUCGCACGACUCGUAUUUUAGGAAGGGGGUGGAAGGGGACUGGAGGAACCACAUGACUCCUAAGAUGGGCGAACAUCUGGAUUCGAUUAUGCGAGAAAAGUUUGAUGGAUCGGGGCUCACCAUAUGAUGCGCCAUUAUGGCCGGGGUUUCAUCUUUUAAUUUGUAGUCACAGUUUUCAAGCUAUGUGUUUCAUAAUAAAACAAAGCCUCCUAGCCUGUUUGGAGGCUUAACUUUAACUGUUUAUGCUUAUAAACAGGUACAUCUAUGACCUAUGUAAUUUUCGGUGCACCAAAUAAAAUCCUUCCGAUGCUACCCAUCGUUUUUGUCAA
Oryza sativa Japonica Group (Japanese rice) is the source of this 1446-nucleotide messenger RNA. Its product is annotated as cytosolic sulfotransferase 3. Lineage: Eukaryota; Viridiplantae; Streptophyta; Magnoliopsida; Poales; Poaceae. Gene Ontology annotation, molecular function: sulfotransferase activity. The record is from RefSeq and is a predicted model, not a curated record. Gene Ontology annotation, cellular component: cytoplasm. Gene Ontology annotation, biological process: sulfation.